CCUCCAGGGAACCAAGAGAAAGGUGAUAUGGGUUUAGGAGCAGUGCCUGGGCGCCAGCCUGAAUUCCGGGAAGGUGUGGCUUUGGCUGUGAAGUAUGCCAAAGAACUGAAAUGUCCAAGGAUCCAUCUUAUGGCUGGCCGAUUUCCUACAGGUGCUAAAAGGGAUGCUGCAUCAACUGAGAUGGAAGCUACCUUUAUUGAAAACCUCAGAUAUGCUGCUGACAUCUUGAAACAAGAAAAUCUGAUUGGAUUACUGGAGCCUAUUAAUAACCAGAUUAGUGAUCCCAAUUAUUUUUUGACCACACCACAGCAAGCUGCUGCCAUUUUGGAAAAGGUAGGACGACCCAGUUUGAAGCUACAGUUGGAUAUUUUCCACUGCCAGAUCAUGAAUGGUAAUCUGACACAGAAUUUAAAGAGAUAUUUCCCAAUUAUUGGACAUAUUCAAAUUGCCCAAGUACCAGAACGGCAUGAGCCUGAUAGCCCUGGAGAAUUGAACUUCCAUUACUUAUUCCAGUUACUGGAGUCAAUGAAUUAUAGUGGUUAUAUCGGCUGUGAAUAUAAACCAAAAGGUAACACAUUGGAUGGAUUAAGCUGGCUGUACGCGUACUGGGAAGAUCAUUGUGUGUGAAAAGUUGGAAAAAACUGAAAUAAAAUCCAUUACAGAUGGAGUAACCAACAGCAGCAACUGCCGUAUUCUUCCCAGAGGGAAGAACCACUUUUUUGCUACUGCCUGAGCUACCAAAAGCAUCCCAUUAUUUUACAUUAAUAGGACGAUAUUUUUUAGUGAAGUAAGAUGCUCAAGUAUGCUUGUUUUUACCUGGAUUAAAGCUGAAAAUUAUGUC
Molecule: messenger RNA, 841 nt
Organism: Notechis scutatus (mainland tiger snake)
Lineage: Eukaryota; Metazoa; Chordata; Lepidosauria; Squamata; Elapidae
Source: RefSeq, a predicted model, not a curated record